AUGGCAGACAAGUCGUCGCACUCGCCCAGCUCGGGCGGCGCGAAUGGUGACGACAAGCCGAGGUUGACGGAAGAAGAGAAGAAGGCGAACCAUAUCCAAUCUGAGCAAAAACGUCGCCAGGCGAUCCGCGACGGCUUCGAUCGGCUGUGCGAGCUCGUUCCCGGACUGGAGGGACAAGGACGCUCCGAGGGUCUUGUGCUCAAGCGUAGCGUCGAGUAUAUGCGCGAGCAACUGGAGCGGCGCCGCGAAUUAGUGCUGGCUAUGGAGGCGCGAGGUGAGCCGGUUAUGGAGAAGUAUAGAGAGUUCGUGCCGCUUGAGCAUCUUCUCAAGGGAAUUGCGGUGGUGCUAAUGAGAGUCAUAGGCCGGUCAAGAUCCUUGAACGACUGGAGGAAUUAG
This is a messenger RNA of Pseudomassariella vexata, 396 nucleotides long. RefSeq lists its product as uncharacterized. Gene Ontology annotation, molecular function: protein dimerization activity; DNA-binding transcription factor activity, RNA polymerase II-specific; RNA polymerase II cis-regulatory region sequence-specific DNA binding. NCBI's taxonomy places the organism in Eukaryota, Fungi, Ascomycota, Sordariomycetes, Amphisphaeriales, Pseudomassariaceae. The transcript has 2 exons. Gene Ontology annotation, biological process: regulation of transcription by RNA polymerase II. The record is from RefSeq and is a predicted model, not a curated record. Bases 1 to 396 code for a protein of 131 amino acids.